Ochotona curzoniae (black-lipped pika) is the source of this 861-nucleotide messenger RNA. RefSeq names its product CBY1 interacting BAR domain containing 2 (gene CIBAR2). Lineage: Eukaryota; Metazoa; Chordata; Mammalia; Lagomorpha; Ochotonidae. The transcript has 9 exons. The record is from RefSeq and is a predicted model, not a curated record. Gene Ontology annotation, cellular component: ciliary transition zone; ciliary basal body. Gene Ontology annotation, biological process: cilium assembly. The coding region runs from base 1 to 861 and encodes 286 amino acids.
AUGAACCUCGUCCUCUCCAGGGACAGCCAGGUGAAGGCCAUGGAGACCACGGUGACCAAUGCCGACAAGUACUUGGGGCAGCUCUGCACACUUCUGGCCGCCUACACGCGCAAGACAGCACGCCUGCGUGACAAGGCUGACCAGUUGGUCAGGUGGCUCUUCAACUUUGCCAAUACCGAGAGCCCUGAGCUGCGGGCCACCCUGAGGGACUUCGCCGAGGACCUGGCCAAGGUGCAGGACUACCGGCAGGCCCAGGUGGAGAGGCUGGAGAACAAGGUGGUUGACCCGCUGAAGCUCUACGGGACACAGAUAAAGCAGACCCGGGCUGAGAUUAAGAAAUUCCAACACGUCCGGAAGCAUGAGAUCAAACAACUGGAAAAGCUGGAGAAGCUGAGGCAAAGGGCGCCCUCGGAUCGGCAGACGAUUUCACAGGCUGAGAGCCGCGUGCAGAGAGCCUCAGGAGAUGCCAGCCGCACCACCCAGCAGCUGCAAGAGACAGUGGAUGGCUUCCAGAGGCAGAAGCUGCGGGACCUGCAGAAAAUGUUCCUGGACUUUGUCACUAUAGAGAUGGUCUUCCACGCCAAGGCGGUGGAGGUGUAUUCCAGUGCCUUCCAGACCCUGGAGAACUACGACCUGGAACGGGACCUAGAGGAUUUCAGAACCAAGAUGCAUGGAUUGUAUGGGCAUUCUGAUGCCCGGCAGCUCCCUGGCACCACUCCCUGGCCAUCCGUCCCGUGGGCACUGGCCAGUCAGAGCGCUCAGGACACAGAGAGCCAGCAGAGAGAGCAGGAGGAGGGCAGCGAGGCCGGCUCCACCGAGGACCCUGUGGAAGAUCUCAGGGGUCAGGGGCGUCCCAGCUAG